Fragaria vesca subsp. vesca is the source of this 2012-nucleotide messenger RNA. RefSeq lists its product as uncharacterized. Lineage: Eukaryota; Viridiplantae; Streptophyta; Magnoliopsida; Rosales; Rosaceae. The transcript is spliced from 3 exons. Bases 411 to 1622 code for a protein of 403 amino acids. The record is from RefSeq and is a predicted model, not a curated record.
AAUAUACGGACUAGUUUGUUUUAUUACUCUUCAGUCUUCACUACUCUCUAUUGUGGGAGAGAGAAAACACACAAAAUAGGAGCUUUUUAGAGAGAAAGAGUGAGUGAGAGUCUCUGAAGAGUAUUUCAGAAGCUCAGUGCUUCCCUGAUUUUGAGGCAGAGAGAGACUGAGAGGAGUGGAGGGCAAGUUUCACACGUAGAGACACACCGCUUGUCAAAACCCAAAGACUCUUUUCUUCUCUCUUUCCUUUACUUGCAUUUGCUGCCUCCCCUUGUUUUGUAACCAAAGAAAAUAACCCAUCAUCAACUCAUCUUUCUCAAGUUUUAAUUUCCAGAGCUGAAAGAGAGGAGAGAGUGAAAACAGUCAGAAAGAAGAGGGCUUUUUGGUGCCCAGUUGGGGACUUUGAGAUAAUGCUGAGGAAGAGGACCAGGUCAACUCAGAAGGAUCAAGAUCAACACCAAAUGGGGCAUCUGCCAAUUUCUAAUACUGGGUCUGAGUCACAUUUCCGGUCUGAUGUUCUUGGACCGAAUCCGAAAAGCAACCCUUUUUUCACUAUCCCUGGUCUGUUUGUGGGGUUGGGUCCUAUAGGUUUAACAGAUUCUGAUUCAAUUAGGAGCCCAACUUCGCCUCUAGAUUUCAGGGUGUUUUCGAAUCUAGGCAGCCCCUUUAGGUCCCCAAGAUCACCUCUCGAUGGGCAUAAGAGGAGCUGGGGUAGUAGUAAAGUAGGCUUAAGCAUCAUCGACUCUUUUGAUGAUGAUGUGAAGUGUUCUGGGAAAGUUCCCAGAUCAUCGGAGAGUAAGAACAUUCUUUUUGGACCUGGGAUGAGGAUUAAAACCCGAGAUUCUCGAUCCAAUACCAAUUCUAUUGGGUCACCUAGAUCUCUGCCCAAGAACUAUGCAAUUUUCCCUCAUUCCAAAGUCAAGUCUCCUUUACAAGAGAGUAGCUCUGAUGUUGUUUUUGAAAUUGGAGAAACCCCAUCAGAACCUGAGUCAUUUGGAAAAAUAAGGUCUUGCUCAUUCGAUUCUGCUAGGACCUUUUCAACCCUAUCAGGUUUAAGCAAGCUUAACCCCAAUUCUACUAGAAAUUUUUGCUUGGAGAAUGUAACCAACCCACAAUUUAUAGGAGGAAGCCCCAACUCUGCCACCCUAAUGAAUGUUGGAUCCACUGGUUCUGGCAAUGAGUUUGUUGGGUCUCUCUCAGCUAGUGAGAUUGAGCUUUCUGAGGAUUAUACUUGUGUGAUUUCUCAUGGUGCCAAUCCAAAAACAACUCAUAUCUUUGGUGACUGCAUUUUGUGCCACUCUGAGGAUUUGAGCAAAUCUUUUGAGAAUGAGAAGAAGGGAAUUGGAUCACCUCAGCUGGCUACAAGCUUGGGGAGUUUUGUUCAGUACCCCUCAAACAAUUUCCUGAGCUUCUGCCACUACUGUAACAAGGAACUGGAAGAGGGGAAAGACAUUUACAUAUACAGGGGUGAAAAAGCAUUUUGCAGCUUAAGUUGCCGCUCUGUGGAGAUUUUGAAUGAUGAGGAAUUGGAAAUGUGCAAUGAUGAACCUUCUGAAGAGCCUCUUGAGUCAGAUGAUGGCAAGGAACUUUUUUUUGAAACUGGCCUCAUUGCUGAUAAAUAAGAGAUUUCUCCACCUCCACCAUACCAUGUUUGAUGAGACCUGUUAUAGAGGCAGACACCCCUGAUCAUCUGUUUACGCAGAGCUGUUUGUGUGCAUCGCUUGGCAGCCAUGGAUGAUUGUUUUGUACAUGUUUGCGUUGCUAACUGUGUUUCAGCUUUCAUGAUCUUGGUGGAUGAUAGGUUACUAGUUUUGCUAUCCAUAAACUAGACAUUGAUGUAAUGCCAUCGAAGUACUAUAUAUUACUGCUUUGUAAUUCAUGUGGGAGGGUGAUAACCGACUUUUUUGGCUUCCCCCCAUUUUACUACUUCAACCUUCGUCUUUUUGUGACAAGAGUUGUGUAAUCAUGAACCAGUUUUUGACUGAAUAUAUAAAGUACUAUUACCAAUACAU